GCAGCUGAGCUGACAGCAAUGAACCCCACUGAAGCUUACCCUGCUGAGGUUGUUGCACUCCAGGACACGAGUUAUGGUUGGUUCCCUGGACAGCCUGGGGGUCCUAGAGUAGUCCAGCACACCACUGUGAACAUCCCUUUAAAGCCUCAAAAUGACCAUCUCAUCUGGUCGCUUUGCAACUUUGUCUACGGAAACAUUUUCUGCCUUGGACUGGCGGCUCUAAUUUCUUCUGUCAAGGCCAGAGACCGGAAGGUGUUUGGAGAUCUGGCUGGAGCCCGACAUCAUGCCUCUUCUGCUCGCAUUCUCAAUAUCGUGGCCACAGUUCUGACAACUUUAUCAGUCUUUAUUACCAUAAUUGUGCUUGUGCUCAUUGUUAGGAAUGUGCAAGCAAGCUAUUAUUCACACUACUAUUACAACUAACCAGCUUUCAUACUAGUAGUACUAGUAGUAAGGUCCAAGGCAGUAAAGAAGAACUUAAUUUGUUUAAAGUUUGCUUAUAUAAAAACUGCAAUGUGUGUCUUAGCUCAAAGGAAUGUGUUGGAAGAUUUGUACAUGAAUAAUCAUUGCUUAGUUUAAAAAGGUUCUUUAUCCUUAUGAUUUGCCAUAAAAGACAUUUUCAAUUAUUUAGUUGGGUGAACUUUGAUAAAAGUGGUUUAAAUACUUUUCACAUUUGUUUUCGAAGUACUUUUAUGAACUAUUAACAGAAUUGUCAUCUUGUCUUAAAGUUGCAUUUGGGUGGUUGCUAUGCAGAUUGAGCAGGAUCUUGUGUGUGUGUGGAGGAGUUGUGGGAAGCAGUCCAUUGGCACCCCAGCCAAUCUUGAUGUCCUUGGAUGCCAGAUGUGGACGUGUGGGCUGUAUCAGUUUAUGGACAGAACCAGUUUUAUUCAGUAGGACUUGUAUUUGUGAAACUGUGUGUAGCCACACCCAUGAUUCUGUCACAUGAGUGAUUUUCUGUCCUUAAUAAAAGGCUGUGACACAGGGCAGCUCCUUUGAGAGAAUGAACUGUC
Messenger RNA from Girardinichthys multiradiatus, 1007 nucleotides. RefSeq names its product dispanin subfamily A member 2b-like. The record is from RefSeq and is a predicted model, not a curated record. Gene Ontology annotation, cellular component: plasma membrane. Bases 19 to 420 code for a protein of 133 amino acids. The transcript has 2 exons. Lineage: Eukaryota; Metazoa; Chordata; Actinopteri; Cyprinodontiformes; Goodeidae.